CCGGAGGAGGAGGAGGAGGAGGAGGCAGCGGCGGCGGCGACAGCGGCGGCCGAGGCGGCCGAGGGGGCGGGGAGGCCGAGCCGAGGUUGGGGCUGGGGCUAGGGCUGGGGCCGGGGCCGGGACCGGGCCCGGGCGGAGCUGAGCGGGCCGAGCGGCGCAGGCCAGCCCGGGGGCGGGAGGGGGAGCGCUCCUGGCCUCGGCCUUCGCCUUCCCCUUUCCCUUUCCCUGCGGGCGCCAAGCUGAGCGGGCCUGGCCGGACCGGACCCGGCAGAGCUGGGCUGGGGCCGCCAAGCCUCCGCCCCCCGACGGCGGUGCCUGCUUUCCCCUCGUGCCCCAGCCUGCCCGCCCAGUGCUGCCGGCUGCCUUUCAGAACCCGUUGGCAGCCGCCUUGGCGGUUUCGAGCUGGAGCCUGUCCGAGGGCCUGGGCGAAGGGCCAGAGAUUGGAUCUAGUAACCAGAGAGGUGGCUGGUGGAUAAGACGGAGGGCUGCUCACUCUGGCUGAAGAUGUUUCCCCAGAACAGGCCGCCUUUGACCCACCUUCAGGCCCCACCAGUGGCCUCCGCCGCAGCUGUGCUUGUGACCACCAAUGCUUCGGCCACGACCCCCCAGACCCUCAAACUCACCUACCCAGAGACUUUGGAUCGGAUCAAAGAAGAAUUCCAGUUCCUUCAGAGCCAAUACCACAGCUUGAAGGUGGAAUGUGAGAAGCUGGCGUCCGAGAAGACUGAGAUUCACCGGCACUAUGUCAUGUACUAUGAGAUGUCUUACGGCCUCAACAUCGAGAUGCACAAGCAGACAGAGAUUGCCAAACGGCUGAACGUGAUCUGUGCUCAGCUCAUCCCGUUCCUCUCCCAGGAGCACCAGCAGCAGGUGGUCCAGGCCGUGGAGAGAGCCAAGCAGGUGACCAUGGCGGAGCUGAAUGCUGCCAUCGGGCACCAGCUGCAGGCCCAGCACCUGCCCCACUCUGCGCCCCCCAUUCCGCUGACCCCGCACCCCUCGGGCCUGGCCAGCCUGGGCAGCGCGUCGGGGCUGCUGGCGUUAACGGGGGCGCUGGCGGCUCCGGCCCAGGCCGGGCCCAAGGACGACCGAGGCUUGGCGGACUUGGAGCACCGAGAGAGAGACGCAGGCUCGAGCUCCCUGGCCCUCCCGAGCACCGACCGGGUCCGGAACAUCUCGGAGUACCUGAGCGGCGGCAAGAAGAGGAGAGCCGAGGAGAAAGACUUUAUUCCUGACUAUGCCAGCGAUGCUGACAAGAGUGAGGACAACCUGGUGGUCGAUGAGGACCCCCAGUCCCCCCACAGCGUUCACUCCUAUUCCUCGAGGGAGAACGGGCUGGACAAGACCCCGUUGCCUCGGAAGGAGGCCGUUCCUGGCAGCCCCCCGUCCGUCUCGUCGUCCCGGAGCGCCUCGCCCACUCGAAGCAAGGACCUGACCCCGGUGGAGAAGGCCGGGACUCCGGGCUUGAAGUCCAGCACCCCAACAUCCCAGGGAGACGGGCUGGGGCCGGGGGGCGGCGGCGGCAGCAGCAGCAGCAGCAGCAGCAGCAGCAGCAGCAGCAGCAGCAGCCUCGGGACGCAGCCCUUCCGGCCUGGCCUGGGCAAGGCCGCAGUGGACUCUCUGGCGCUGGGCCUGCGGAGCCCCCUGGCCAUGGCCGGCUCCUACACGGGCCCCUUCGGGAUGGGGAUGGUGCACUCGGCAGUGAAUGGAGACCUGGCCGGCACCGGGGCCUACACCGGGCUCCAUCUGGCCUCCUCCCAGCUCAACGGGGCCGCCACCAUGGGAGGGACUUCCGGCUAUGGCCGUCCUGCCCUGGUCAGCUAUGAUCCUCACUCCCACAUGCGGGUUUCCAGUCUCUCUGCUAACCUGCCCAGCAGCUCCUCAGGAAAACCGGCUUACUCUUUCCACGUGUCUGCGGAUGGGCAGAUGCAGCCGGUGCCCUUCCCCUCCGACGCCCUCCUGGGCACGGGCAUCCCCAGGCACGCGCGGCAGCUGCACACCCUCACCCACGGGGAGGUGGUCUGCGCCGUCACCAUCAGCAACUCCACGCAGCACGUCUACACGGGGGGCAAGGGCUGCGUGAAGGUGUGGGACGUGGCCCAGCCCGGCACCAAGACUCCCGUGGCCCAGCUGGACUGCUUGAACCGGGACAACUACAUCCGCUCCUGCAAGCUGCUGCCGGAUGGGCGCAGCCUGAUCGUGGGCGGGGAAGCCAGCACCCUGUCCAUCUGGGACCUGGCGUCCCCCACCCCCCGCAUCAAGGCCGAGCUCACCUCCUCGGCGCCCGCCUGCUACGCCCUGGCCAUCAGCCCCGACGCCAAGGUGUGCUUCUCCUGCUGCAGCGACGGCAACAUCGUGGUGUGGGACCUGCAGAACCAGGCCAUGGUCAGGCAGUUCCAGGGCCACACGGACGGGGCCAGCUGCAUCGACAUCUCCAACGACGGGGCCCGGCUGUGGACGGGCGGCCUGGACAACACGGUGCGCUGCUGGGACCUGCGGGAGGGCCGCCAGCUCCAGCAGCACGACUUCAGCUCCCAGAUCUUCUCCUUGGGCCACUGCCCCACAGGCGACUGGCUAGCAGUGGGCAUGGAGAGCAGCACUGUGGAGAUCCUUCAUGUCAGCAAGCCGGACAAGUACCAGCUGCACCUGCACGAGAGCUGCGUCCUCUCCCUCAAGUUUGCCUCCUGUGGGCGGUGGUUUGUGAGCACCGGCAAGGACAACCUGCUCAACGCCUGGAGGACCCCCUACGGAGCCAGCAUCUUCCAGUCGAAAGAAUCCUCGUCGGUCCUGAGCUGUGACAUCUCCACGGACGACCAGUUCAUCGUCACUGGCUCGGGGGACAAGAAGGCCACCGUCUAUGAAGUCAUCUACUGAGGCGCCGGCCUCCGCGUCGGGCCCCCCGCCCGAGCCCGUCCGCCAGCGACGUCCCAAAGAAUCUCGGGGGCUCGGGAGGAAGCUCGGGGCCCGGCCCCCUCCCGCCCCCCUCAGUGGGAACUCUGGACAUUUCGUGUGGUCUUUGGUGUUUAUUUUUCUACUCCAUGGAUUCUGUUUUUUGGUGGGAGGGUUUGUAGGCCCCCGUCUUUUAGGUUGUAUUUAAUAAAAUGCCAGAGGCACGU
Molecule: messenger RNA, 3113 nt
Organism: Monodelphis domestica (gray short-tailed opossum)
Lineage: Eukaryota; Metazoa; Chordata; Mammalia; Didelphimorphia; Didelphidae
Product: transducin-like enhancer protein 1
Biological process (GO): regulation of DNA-templated transcription; negative regulation of canonical Wnt signaling pathway
Cellular component (GO): transcription regulator complex; nucleus
Molecular function (GO): protein binding; transcription corepressor activity
Source: RefSeq, a predicted model, not a curated record